AUGAGUGCGGCUUCGGGCGCGCGGGGGCCGGUGUGCGCGGUGGAGUCCCCGCCGGCCCCGCCCUUGCGGCCCCUGUUCAGACACGUGCGGUACGAGAGCCUCGUGGCCGGUCUGAGCGGCGGGGUCGUCUCCACCCUGGUGCUGCAUCCGCUGGACCUAGUGAAGAUCCGCUUCGCAGUGAGUGACGGGUUGGAAUUGAGACCAAAAUACAAUGGGAUUCUACACUGUUUGACCACUGUCUGGAAGCAUGAAGGACUACGUGGCCUGUACAAAGGGGUAACUCCAAACAUGUGGGGUGCAGGUGCCUCCUGGGGACUCUACUUUUUCUUCUAUAAUGCCAUCAAAGCCUACAAGGAGGAAAGAAAGCUGGAAGGUCUUGGUGCAACCGAACACCUAGUGUCAGCUGCUGAGGCCGGAGUCAUGACCCUCUGUAUCACAAACCCAAUAUGGGUAACGAAGACGCGGCUUGUGUUACAAUAUGAUGCUGGCAUUGAUUCAUCAAAGCGCCAGUACAAAGGAAUGUUUGAUGCUCUUAUAAAGAUAUACAAGCUGGAGGGUAUACGUGGCUUAUACAAGGUAAUAUAAUUGGACAUACUGGAGAAGAAUUCUGGAAUUUAUCAUGGGUGUAAUAGCACUGUGGCUCUUGUGGAAUUGGAAAGUUGUUACGUGUUACUGUAAAAGCUACCUUUCAUCGUCUCAUAAGCCUAUUUCUACGACACCUGAGGAUUGCAGCAAAAAAAGCUUAUAAUGGUAAGUAAAGGUUGCAGAAGGAUAAGCAGUAGUGAAACUGGAAGAGGGAAGACUAUGGGGUACGUGGACAAAAGCUUUGUGGGCUGAAACUCAGAUGAGAGGAAUAUGGCUAAAAUAGAAAAGUUGAAUCAAGAACUGCUUUUGUUUAAUGAUCAUGAAUUUUUUUUCUGUAGUAUUCUCUUCUGGUUGUUGGAGGAGAGAGGUGGCGGCAACAGGGCAUCAUUUGUAGGGCAGAUUGAUGCUGUUACUGAUCAAACUGUUCCCCGUCGCCCAAUCCCAUCUCUCUGCCUGUCUUUCUGACAUCUCAUGAAUGACCAACCAUCAUCUUAAAUGCGGUGUGACUGAAACGGAGUUAUUAAUCUUCCCUCCAUUACUGUGGACAAUACUGCAGUCACCUCCCACAUCCCAUUCUCAGGCAUUUAGGCCUG
Messenger RNA from Dermochelys coriacea (leatherback sea turtle), 1178 nucleotides. RefSeq names its product solute carrier family 25 member 32 (gene SLC25A32). Gene Ontology annotation, molecular function: FAD transmembrane transporter activity; folic acid transmembrane transporter activity. Gene Ontology annotation, cellular component: mitochondrion. Gene Ontology annotation, biological process: nucleotide transport; folate import into mitochondrion. The coding region runs from base 1 to 585 and encodes 194 amino acids. The transcript has 4 exons. Lineage: Eukaryota; Metazoa; Chordata; Testudines; Dermochelyidae. The record is from RefSeq and is a predicted model, not a curated record.